CGCUGGAACUAAACCCUAACCCCAGUGCCCCACAGGACAUUAGGGUUCACGCUUCGUCUCUGAAAACUCAAAAUCGAAUUCAAAAUGGCGAUUUUUCCGGGCAAUAUCAUAUCAAGAAUCUCAUCUCAUCUUCAAUUUCGAGUCUUCUUCAUUCCCUGGGUGAUGAAGAACAAUGCCACUGCCAUCACAUGUUUGCAGAGAAGGGACUGUGGUUCAUCAGUUCCGGUUAGGUACAUUCCUAAGACAUCCUCUAAGAUUAAAAAAUCCGAAAGACCUCUGCCUAUAAAGGGUUCCACGAAAAAUGGAUUCCGUAACUGUUCGGAUGGAAUACAGAAAAGUUUUGUUUUUGACGACGAGAAGUCUCAGAACCAGAAUCAACUGUUGGUGAACAACGAGUCUUUUGGUGAUUUUGAACAAGCAUGUGUAGACUAUGAAUUCAUAGAAGAGCCUAUGGAGGUUGUUGAAGAGUUCAUUUUUUAUCAAGGGAAGGAUUGCAAACAGGAUGUAUCAUGUGAUGCUAAAACUAAGCGAGAAGCAGAAAAGUUGGCAAUUGAAUUACUUGCAACGAGAUCAUUCACAGCUGUUGAAUUGAGAAAGAAAUUGCAGGGUAAGAGGUUUUCAGCCGAUAAUGUGGAGGCAGUAAUAAACAGUUUUCAGAGCAGAGGGUUUAUCAAUGAUAGCUUGUACGCGGAGACAUUUUCUCGGUCUAGAUGGUCUAUGUCAAGUUGGGGACCAAGGCGCAUCAAGCUGGCACUAUUGAAGAAAGGAGUAAGUGAAGUUGAUGCGGAGAAUGCAGUAAAACUAGUGUUUGAGGAUGGUGAAUCUAGUGAUCAAGAGUCAAAUCUUGGCUUGUCAAAGCUUUCCAUGGAUCAGUUAUAUAAUCAGGCCUCAAAGCAAUGGCUCCGAGGUCGGGAUUUGCCGAAAGAGACAAGGAAAUCGAGGAUAGUUAGGUGGCUUCAGUACCGUGGUUUCAACUGGGGUGUUGUCAGUAUCAUAUUAAAGAAGUUAGAAUCAGAGUGUCCUCCCUAGGCCACCAGUAGGACCGCUUAUAUUCAUGGCUUGUAAGAAGUGGGAUGCUAUGCCCUAUUCAUCGCCUCAGAUGUAGUGUAACAUGGGCAGGGUUACACUAUCAUUUGGAACACACUGCUCUGGGCAGAAAUAUAGUCACAUUGGGCUUUACACUCCAAACCAUUGUAUCAGCCUGCCUACCCUAGAGACAUUCAAUCUAUAGGUAGAAUUACCUAAGUGAUGGUACAGAGAUGCUGUUGGUGGGAUCAACUUUUUUAUUUCUGAGAGUAGAAAUUCACAUGUACCACAGUUAACUAUCUAUCUGAAAAUCCAGUUGUUUGUUGUGUGUAUUACUCAUUGAUUGUAGUUAGUCGAACAAUAUUACCAUCAAUAGAGCUUACAGUGUAUCC
Molecule: messenger RNA, 1418 nt
Organism: Juglans microcarpa x Juglans regia
Lineage: Eukaryota; Viridiplantae; Streptophyta; Magnoliopsida; Fagales; Juglandaceae
Exons: 6
Coding region: 85-1029 (314 amino acids)
Biological process (GO): regulation of DNA repair
Source: RefSeq, a predicted model, not a curated record